Schizophyllum commune H4-8 is the source of this 2244-nucleotide messenger RNA. RefSeq names its product Pkinase-domain-containing protein. The record is from RefSeq and is a predicted model, not a curated record. Gene Ontology annotation, biological process: intracellular signal transduction; protein phosphorylation. Lineage: Eukaryota; Fungi; Basidiomycota; Agaricomycetes; Agaricales; Schizophyllaceae. Gene Ontology annotation, molecular function: ATP binding; protein serine/threonine kinase activity. The transcript has 9 exons. Bases 1 to 2244 code for a protein of 747 amino acids.
AUGCGACGCGAUCGUGACCGUCCGGCUGGUACACUCGAUGACGGCACCGUACGCGGCCAGCCGCCACCUCCACGGAACACGCCCUCGACUGAGCAGCCUCCGGCAGACGACGAUAUCACCCCAAGGCCACCACCAGCAACGCCGCCACCGUCGUUGAUCAGCCCACAACGGCAUCACGAGCGCCCACAUCGCCACCGACGCCGUCAUGACAAGUCGACCGGCGAUCUUGCAGCGAAGGGUGGUAUUAUCACCGCGCCGAUAAUAUCCCUGGCCGAUGCGACACAGGCGCAUCUGGGCAAGAAAUACGGCAAGUGGGGGCGAGUGCUGGGCUCCGGCGCUGGGGGUACUGUACGCCUGAUCAAGGCCAGCAACAAGAAUGGUGGCACGAUCUAUGCGGUCAAGGAGUUCAGACCCAAGCGCAUAGGCGAGAGCGAGAAGGAGUAUCAGAAGAAGGUCACCGCCGAAUUCUGCGUCGGCAGCACGCUCAAGCAUGUCAAUAUUAUCGAGACUGUCGAUAUAGUCAGCGACCAUGGCCACUAUUAUGAGGUCAUGGAGUAUGCGCCUUACGACCUGUUCUCGGUCGUCAUGACUGGCAAGAUGUGCCGUCCCGAGAUCUACUGCGUAUUCAGGCAAAUAUGCGAUGGUGUAGAAUAUCUGCACUCGAUUGGUCUUGCGCAUCGCGACCUAAAGCUGGACAACUGCGUUAUGACGACCGACAAUGUCAUCAAGCUCAUUGACUUCGGUACUGCUACUGUGUUUCACUACCCCGGCAAGAAGCCCGUUUUAGCGACGGGUAUUGUUGGCAGUGACCCUUACCUUGCGCCCGAAGUCUUGUCUUCUGAGUCCGGGUAUGACCCGCGCAAGACGGACGUCUGGAGCGUGGCCAUCAUCUUCAUGUGCAUGAUUUUGCGGCGUUUCCCGUGGAAGAUUCCUGAUCCCAAAACGGAUCCGAGCUUCCGCGCCUUCGUCAAUGCACACCCGGAUUUGAGCGUGGGACGCGAGCAGAAGGAGCGCCAGCCGCGGGUACAGGCCCCGCAGCUUACUGUGGAGAAGGCGACGCCUAGCCCGUCACCUGGUCCGGCGCCUGAGCGGGCCAACUCGCUCGAGCCGCCGACGAAGGAGGGCUCCAUUCAGGAUGGCUCGUCCGCGGGGUCACCGUCUCCCUCGUCGUCGAUGCACACGCCAGACCAGAUUCGCGACCCGCACAAGAUACAGGAUGGCGCUGAGCUCGUCCCGCAUGAGGGCCCGGUCACGCUUGUCGCCUUCCCACCAGGCACGGAGCUGGUGCAGAGCUCGAGCUCGGCGUCCUCGUCGGCUUCGUCGUCGUCUGUUAGCGACUCGUACGACUCCUCGUCGGCGUACUCGCGGCAGUAUUCGUCGUACUCGCACACGGAGGAGUCGUCAAAGUCCGCCGAUGCGAAGUCGACAAGCGAGUCGACGUCGCCAGACUUGAGCGGCCCACGAGUGGAGAUGGAUCCUAGUGUGUUGACCUACCCGCGCCCUGCCGAUUCGACAGAAUCCCUGCCGCUCAGCCAUCCGAUGGUGUUGGACGACGACCCCAAUACACCGCGCGUCACGCAGAAGACGCUGCCAGAGCAUCAGCACCACCACAAGUCUGAUUCCGCAAAGGCAGCUUCAGCACCGGCCGCGACCUCAGAGCAGCCGACGCCGACUGAAGCUAAUGGUGUUGCGUCGUCACAAGCGAACGGAGCCGUCCCCAAGACCAACGGCGCUACUCCUCAGGCGAAGACCGUCACCACACAGGCCACCGGCAAGCCCGCCGGCCAGGCGCAGCGCAAGCGCCAACGCACAGACAGCGUCGCGACCUUCCACGGCGGCGGUGCAGAGUCCAUCUUCCGCCUCCUCCCCCGCGAAACACGCCCCGCCCUCCGCCGGAUGCUCCACGUCGAGCCGUCUGCGCGCUGUACGCUCACCGACCUGCUCAAGGGCCGCGGCAAGAGCAGCGGCAUCCUGUGCAGUUGCGCGAGCAUGGAACCUCCCGAGCCCGCCGAGGGCGCGCCACCUAUGGUGCACGUCAAUGGUGCCGGGGCGCCCGCGGCGCGCGGUACGGGCCAGCACUACGAAGGGUGCGCGGACCACGACUGUGACCCGGAGGACGAGGACGAGGGCGAUGAGUGGAUCAAGAGCAUCGUGCCGUGCUCUGCGCCGGGCGUACAGCCGGACCAUGUGCAUAUCAGGGUGACCACCGCUGAGGACAAGGGCGGCAAGCGCCGGUUCUUCUAG